AUAGAUGACCUUUACGAUCAUUUAGACACCAUUAAAUCGGGAAAUUACCUUUAGUUUUACUAGACAACUUCAUAUUUCUAGAAGAUGUAAAUAACAAAUUCAUGUAAUAAACGAUGUAUAUGUGACAAUAAGUAAUUCAUAGUGAAGGAAUUUUAACGGUAUUAUAGGUUAAAAUGAAUGUGGCGGAACCAUUACUAUAUCCUGGUAUUUGUAAUAACUUAAAUUAGUUCAUUGAAAAUAUUUCCCAAAGAUUAAAAAUGAAGUAUACACUAGAUGCUAUCUUUUUUCUUGUGCUUAUGAAUUUAAUUUAUGAGGCAUACGGAUGCAAAUGUGAUCUGAAAACAAAUAAGCAGAAGUUUUGUGAGCCUACUUACGUUACUCGAGGAAAAGUUACCAGCAGGAAGUUCUUGAACAGACAUCAUAUUGAGUACACAGUGGACGUCAAUUAUAACUUUAAGAUAAAGCUCGAAGAAAAAGUUAAAGUUCGCACUAAAAGAAAAUCAUCCGCAUGUGGAGUCGAUUUACAGGUUGGGGAGGAAUAUUUGAUUUCAGGACAUGUAAAGAAAAGAUCACGAUAUGAAACUAUUUAUGAAACAAAUAGCUGCUUUUGGAAUGACAAAUGGCAGAGGAUUGCAGUUGGUACGCAAAGAGCACUCUUUAAAAGAGAAUUUGACAAUUGUCAUUUUAUAACCAUGAAGCCAACUGUAGUGACUAUUUGUUGUCUUGUGUUGAUUCAUUUUAUUUCUGAUGCUUAUGGAUGCAGAUGUGUUCCUGAAACAAAGAAACAGAAAUACUGUAGAUCUACCAUAGUUUCACGUGGUUUAAUUCAAACCAAGAAUAAAGUGGGAAGAAAUCAAUUUGAAUACACAUGGUCAUUGAAUUAUAAUUUUAAGUUCAGACUAAAUGAUGAAAAGUUUCGUUCAGCGAGAAGUUCAUCGAAGUGCGGAGUAAAUUUACAAGUAGGAGUUGAAUAUUUGAUUUCAGGAGAUUUUAAGACGAGAUAUGGAACAACUUUUAUGGAGACGAAUAGUUGUAAUUGGAUUGAAAAAUGGAAUGACAUUCCACUCGCUACAGAAAUAGAUAUGACAUGGAAGAACUUUACUACUUGCUACUCGUAAAUUAUAAGUGAAAUUCAUCGAAUGUAUUAUUGCAUAU
This is a messenger RNA of Mytilus trossulus (common blue mussel), 1155 nucleotides long. RefSeq lists its product as uncharacterized. The coding region runs from base 258 to 1118 and encodes 286 amino acids. Gene Ontology annotation, molecular function: metalloendopeptidase inhibitor activity; protease binding. The record is from RefSeq and is a predicted model, not a curated record. Gene Ontology annotation, cellular component: extracellular matrix. Lineage: Eukaryota; Metazoa; Mollusca; Bivalvia; Mytilida; Mytilidae. Gene Ontology annotation, biological process: negative regulation of endopeptidase activity; negative regulation of membrane protein ectodomain proteolysis. The transcript is spliced from 9 exons.